UCUUACAAAUUACAAAAAAUAAAUCUGUUGCCAUCUGGUUAGGAGGAGGAUCCUUUCGAACAUGUCUGCUUGUGAAAGAUGAUUUCUUUUUAGAAUUUUUGUUUUUUGAUCUUCGAUUAAUUCAAAAUGAGUGAACGGAGUAUUAAGAUAUCACCUUACAUGAGUAAAGAAUUCAGCAUUUUAAGCAUUUUAAAAGAUGUCGAAUGGACUGAACCCUGGAUAAUAAUCUUAAUGAUGACACAUGGUUUUAUUACAUUUCUAACAUUAGUUACUAGACAUCAUGGAAACUUUCAAGCAGGAUUCUUUUGUAUAUUAUUAUUACUAGUGUAUUUCUCUGAAACACUAAAUGAGAUUGCUGCAAAAAAUUGGAAGUAUUUUGCCAGACAUCAGUAUUUUGAUAGCAGUGGAUUAUUCAUAUCCAUUGUUUUCUCUACACCAUUACUUUUAAAUUGUCUUGUGAUGGUUGGCCAAUGGCUAUGGACAUCCGGUAAUCUUAUGGUAAAAUUAAAACAAGCCCAAUUGAGGAAAGAAAUAAAAGAAAAAGAACUAAAUAAAACAUCAUCUAUAAAAGAUGGUGAUAUUUUAAAAAAGAAUGAAUGAGUUAGUCAGUUUUCUCUCUAUUAAUAAUACUAUUGCCUAGAUCUAAUUUGCCAAUUAAAGAACUGCUACUAUAAAGCAGAUCUCAAAAAAUAUCAUAUACAUUUUAGAUGUAUAUUAAAAAUACACUUAUUAUUUUUUUUUUAAUGGGAUUGUAGUGGCUGCCUUUCUUAAAAAAUGAAAUGUAUGUAAUUCUAAUUUUGUUUUCAAAUUUGACAAUAUUGGAUUGUUUCAAUAUACUAAAACUUUAUAUUCUAUUUUAGAAACAUAUUUUGCAUUUUUAAAAUUAUUUUAAUUGUGAAUA
Molecule: messenger RNA, 901 nt
Organism: Centruroides sculpturatus (bark scorpion)
Lineage: Eukaryota; Metazoa; Arthropoda; Arachnida; Scorpiones; Buthidae
Gene: Tmem18
Product: transmembrane protein 18-like
Exons: 5
Coding region: 127-600 (157 amino acids)
Cellular component (GO): nuclear membrane
Source: RefSeq, a predicted model, not a curated record